Messenger RNA from Danio rerio (zebrafish), 1325 nucleotides. NCBI's taxonomy places the organism in Eukaryota, Metazoa, Chordata, Actinopteri, Cypriniformes, Danionidae. The record is from RefSeq and is a predicted model, not a curated record.
GGGAGAUUCACUCUAGACUUCUGUAGCAACUUUCUGACUCGCUUACACACACCAACAGCUCUGAGAGACACAUGCUCUGAAGACAUUUAGGAGGGCAGAAGUGUGGAGAGCAACUGGUAAUAACAAUAUAAGAGUUUUUUAUUCGUCUCUUGAGGAAAUAAGCCAGAAUGUAUCAGGACGUGGUCCUCAGGAGCGCCGGGCUCUGGGUGAUUCUGAGUUUAGCAGUCGGUCAGCUGACUGAGCAGGAGAUAUUAAAUAUCGUGGAUUUGCACAACGAACUCCGCUCUCAAGUUCAGCCCAGCGCCGCUUUCAUGCAGAAAGUGGUGUGGGACGAGACUAUUCGUCUGGUUGCUGAAGGAUAUGCAGCAAAAUGCAUCUGGGAUCAUAAUCCUGACCUUGAGCAUCUCACAAUGGGGGAAAACCUCUUUGUAGGCACAGGACCAUUUAAUGCAACCAAAGCUGUCAUGGACUGGUUUAAUGAAAAUUUGGAUUACAAUUAUAACACUAAUGACUGUGCUGAAGACAAAAUGUGUGGCCAUUAUACUCAGCUGGUUUGGGCAAACACUACAAAAAUCGGCUGUGCUUCUUAUUUUUGUGACACUCUGGAGAAACUGCAUUUUGAGAAAGCCACGCUUCUUAUCUGCGAUUACUACCCUCAAGGAAAUAUUGAGGGCCAAAAGCCAUAUGAGUCUGGAGAGUCAUGCUCUAAAUGCCCUGAAGAAUGUGAAAACAACAUCUGUGUGAUGGAGAAUCUAUUUCCUCCUUUUGAAGAUACAGAUCCUAAGUCUACUCAAAUGUCGACGGAACCGAAGGUUCAAGAGCCCACAGUAGUGUAUGUUGAAACUAAGGAGAGAGACAUGCUAACAAAAAUAAUCAGUCAAGGAUCUACAGUGCAAAGUGUUUCAGCUUCGCUACUGAUGCUCUUCUGGCUGCUGGCGGCCUUAGUUUUGUGAGGGUUUGCAUAGAAGAACUAUAAUUUCCUGAUGAAAAUCACAGAAAACACAGAAAAAGAUCUUAUUAUUUUUGUCUUGUUCUCCUGUGUAAAUAUCUAAACAUAUAUGCAAAAAUCAGAAAAAUCUGAGAAGCAAACUGACCCAUAUUAUCCCAAAAUGUCGGCUCAGAAAAAUUGAUUUGUUUUUGUCUUGAUUUAUUUUUAUUUUUUUUACUACAAUUGCAGAGCACAAACUCAUUUAAUUUUGACCUUUUCUUCAGAAAACUAUAGCGUGGUAAAAUUUAUUAAAAUGGAUGGAUGGAUAGAUGGUUACACUGUAGAUGGAUGGAUGGAGGCAGCCAGCACUGUCACCUCACAGCAAGAAGGUUGCUGG